This is a messenger RNA of Adineta steineri, 3066 nucleotides long. Lineage: Eukaryota; Metazoa; Rotifera; Eurotatoria; Adinetida; Adinetidae. The record is from the annotation of a GenBank genome assembly.
AUGCUUGCUGGUCCACCACCAACGUAUAAUACGGGUUCCAUCCCUCCAACAAUGCAUCAGCCACCAUCUCAAAUGCAUGGAAAUCAAUACCAACCACCUAUUUUACCACCUAAUUUUCAGCCAAAUCAACAACAGUUUCCUCCUCAAACAUCAAUGAUGAACAAUGGAAUGAGUCAACCAUCAGUACAACAUCCAUAUUUAAAUCAAGGACCAUCACCUUCUACGCAACCUGAUAUUUCUACGCCACCAAUAAUGAAUUCUCAAUUUCAAGGUACACAACCUCCUCUUCAUAAUCAUCCACCAUCAAAUAUAAAUGGUGCAUCAUCAUAUAAACAAAAUCAAUAUCCUAAUGGUCCACCAUCAGUACCACAUCCAUAUACAAAUUCAGGAUUACCAUCAUCUAAUAAUUUUGGUCCUCCUACAACAGGAACAAAUCCUCAUUUGCAAGGUUCACAACCUCCUCCUCAUAAUCCGCUACCACCAAAUAUGAAUGGUGCACCAUCGUAUACACCAAGUCCAUAUCCUAAUGGUCCACCAUCUUCAUUUCCAUCAGGUGUUCACCCACCAGCUUAUUAUCCUAAUAUGCCAGGUCCACCAUCCAUGCCUGGUAGUCAGCCUAAUGGAAUUAGUUCAUAUCCUGGUCAACCACCAUCUAUGCCUGGUAGUCAACCUAAUGGAAUUAGUUCAUAUCCUGGCCAACCGCCAUCCAGUGGACCAGGACAACAAUCAUUUCCACAAUCACGUAUAGAUGCCGAUAUGGUACCCAAUGUUAUUCAAGUAGUUGAACAAUGUCAAGAAAAAAUUCAAGAACCAUUCAUAACAAAUGCUCCUGGCUUAUUACCACCAAUAGUAGGAACAAAUUUCAUUUGUCAAGAUCAAGGUAGUUGUAAUCCACGAUUUAUGCGUUCAACGACAUAUGCAAUGCCAAAUGCAGCUGAUAUGGUUAAACAAUCUAAUAUACCUAUUGCUCUAUCUAUAUCUCCAUUAGCAAAACUUCGACAAGAUGAACUUGAGCCACCUAUGUCUAAUUUUGGUAAAAUAGGUCCAGUACGAUGUCAUCGCUGUAAAGCAUAUAUGUGUUCAUUUAUGCAAUUCAUUGAUGGUGGAAAACGUUUUAUUUGUUGUUUUUGUGAAGCAGCAACAGAUGUGCCUCAAGAAUAUUUUAAUCAUCUCGAUCAUAGUGGCCGUCGAAUGGACUGGUAUCAAAGACCUGAACUUUGUCUUGGUUCAUAUGAAAUUGUAGCAACUAAACAAUAUUGUAAAGAUGAAAAAUGGCCUGAACCACCAGCAUUCAUAUUUAUGAUUGAUGUAUCUUAUAAUAGUGUUCGUAGUGGCCUUGUUAAUUAUAUUUGUCACAUUUUAAAAACUGAUCUUCUUGAUUAUUUACCAAAAGAUAAAAAUGGUGAAACAUCUACAGUACGAAUUGGCUUUGCAACAUUUGAUAAACAAAUACAAUUUUACAAUAUUAAAACUUCACUUGGACAACCACAAAUGAUGGUAGUCUCUGAUCUUGAAGAGAUAUUUGUACCUUUACUUGAGGGCUUUCUUUGUUCACCACAAGAUUCACGUGGAGUGAUUAACAGUUUACUUGAUCAAAUUCCACAAACAUUUGCAAAUUCACAAGAAACAGAAACAAUCUUAGCACCAGUUAUUCAAGCUGGCAUUCAAGCAUUAAAAGGAGCCAAUUGUUCUGGUAAAAUCUAUGUAUUUUCUACAACAAUGCCAAUCGCUAUGGCUCCAGGAAAAUUAUCAAAUCGAGAAGAUAAGAAAGCACUUGGUACUGAAAAAGAAAAGACACUUCUAUCACCCGUUAAUAAUAUUUAUACUAAACUUGGCGAAGAAUGUGCUCAGAAUGGUUGUGCUGUUGAUCUAUUUGUUUUUCCGAAUAAUUAUUAUGAUCUUGCAACGAUUGGUGAAGUUUGUCGUAUAUCUGGUGGAGAAAUUUAUAAAUUUAAUUAUUUUUCAAUUGAGAAUGAUGGUGAACGUUUAUUAGAUGAACUUAAACGUAAUUUUCAACGAACUACUGCUUUUGAUGCAUUAAUGCGUGUACGAACAAGUACAGGAAUUGGCCCAAUUGAUUUUCUUGGUAAUUUUUAUAUGACAAAUGCAACUGAGAUGAUAUUUGGUACAAUUGAUUCUGAUAAAUCAGUAUCUGUUGAAUUAAAACAUGAGGAUAAAUUACCUGCAGACGGUAAUACUUAUACUCAAGUUGCUUUGCUUUACACAAGUAUAUCUGGUCAACGUCGUUUAAGAAUAAUAACAUUAGCAUUAACAGUUACAUCAUCAUAUACAACACUUUAUCCAGCUUGUGAUCUUGAUACAAUUAUGAAUUAUAUAACAAAAGUUGCUAUGCGUUCAGUAUUAAUGUCAACUCCAAAAAGUAUACGAGAUAGUAUAAUAACACAAGCUGCAAAUAUGCUUGCAUGUUAUCGAAAACAUUGUGCACAAGCCACAACAGCUGGACAAUUAAUUUUACCUGAAACAUUAAAAUUAUUACCUGUUUAUGUAGCUUCAUUACUUAAAUCGGAUGCAUUAACAGGAACUCUGACAUUAACUACUGAUGAUCGAAGUUGGUUAAUUCAUCGAUUAAUGUCAAUGAAUAUUAAAGGAACAUCUGCAUAUAUAUAUCCAAGAAUUUAUCCAUUGCAUACUUUGGAAGAAAAUUCUAUUCCAUCAUCAAUGAUUCGAUGUUUAUAUGAACGUUUUGCUGAUACAGGCGCUUAUGUUAUUGAGAAUGGUCUUGUUAUGUAUAUUUGGCUUGGUAGUCAACUUGAUCCUACAUUUGUGCAAUAUGUCUUUGGUCUUCCAUCAGCAUCUCAUAUUCAACCAGAAAAAUGUCGCGCUGUUGAACUUGAUAAUCCUUUAUCAAAAAAUGUUCGAACAUUAUUAAAUAUGAUUCGUGAUGAACGAAAUUCUUAUAUGAAACUUUUUGUUAUUCAACAACGUGAUCCACUUGAAUCAUUUUUCAAAAAUUAUCUCGUCGAAGAUAAAGGUUUUACAGGUGGUGCAUCUUAUGUUGAUUUUCUUUACCAUUUACAUCGAGAAAUUCGCAAUAUUCUUCAAUGA